GGAUUAUGUAAUGGCAUCUUUCCUGGAUAAUAAGCACUCCAUCACUAACUAAACAACCACCUAAUUAUGACGGUGGCGAUAUGGUUGUCGGUGGCGUUAGGUCUUCUGCCACUCUUGUGGUGGUGGAAUGAUAUAUGGUAUCGGCUUACGGCAAGUUUCCGGUCAUCCUAUGCCGUCGCCAAACUUCCUCCUGGCCACAUGGGCCUUCCGAUCAUCGGCGAAAUGUUCACAUUUCUAUGGUACUUCAAAUUCCUCCGCCGUCCCGACGAUUACAUCAACUCCAAACGUAACAAGCAUGGCGAUGGAAUAGGAAUGUAUAGGACACACCUGUUUGGUUAUCCGUCGGUAAUCGUUUAUUCGCCGGCGGCCAAUAAAUUUGUAUUCCGGCAUGAAGAAAGCUUCAUACUGGAAUGGCCAAAUGUGGAGCUUAUCGGCAAGAAUUCACUAUCUGCUGUUCAUGGAAAAGCACAUACUAGGAUCAGAAGCUUGGUUUCUAGAAGUCUUAACCAGCCAGAUGCUCUUCGCCGGAUUACUAUCUUCGUGCAACCACGAAUCAUCUCAGCCCUUAAAUCUUGGGCUGAACGUCGGACGAUUAAUUCCUACAAAGAAAUCAAGAAGGUUACACUCGAAAACAUGGGUAUGUAUUUUGCUAGCUUCGAGCCAGGUCCGACCAUCGAUAAACUUGAUGAAUACUUCCACCGAUUGCUCGCCGGAGUUAGAUCUUACCGGUUGAAUAUACCGGGAUUUGCUUAUCAUCAUGCCCUUCAGUGUCGGAAAAAAGCAGUUGCGAUUUUCAAGAAAGAGUUGGAGAAAAGGAACAAUGAUGAGGAUCGAAGUACUCGACCCAUAAACGAUCUAAUGGACGGCUUGAUGAAGUUGAAGGACGAAGAAGGGGGGCAAUUAAGCGAUAACGAGAUUCUUGACAACAUCGUUAACAUUCUCGCAGCUGGCUAUGAAACGACCACGCUCUCCACCAUGUGGGUUAUCUACUUCCUUGCGAAAUAUCCGAAGGUUCUACAAAAGCUUCGGGACGAAAACGUGUCUCUGAAAAAGAGCAAGAACGAAGAAUUUGUUACAAGCGACGAGAUGUUAAAGAUGAAAUACACCAUGAAGGUUGUCGAUGAAACGAUCAGAUUGGCGAAUGUUGCAGCCAUUGUCUUCCGCACAACAACGAAAGACGUUCAAUACGAAGGAUAUAUUAUACCGAAAGGAUGGAAAGUAAUGCUAUGGAUUAGGUAUCUUCAUACGAAUCCAGACAACUUUGACGAUCCACUGAGUUUUAACCCUGACAGAUGGGAUGCACCGAUAUCGGCGUCUGAAACGUACCGAGUGUUUGGUGGUGGAUCAAGAACGUGUGUAGGAAAUAUGCUGGCUCGUGUUCAACUUGCUGUUUUUCUCCAUCAUUUGUCGACGGAAUACAAGUGGGAAUUGGUGAAUCCAGAUGCAAAAAUCAAGUAUCUCUCGCAUCCCAAACCAGAAGAUGGUGUCGAGAUCGUCAUUCAAGAACUAUGAAUUGUAAUUUGGUUCUUUUUCUAAAUGAAGAUGCUACAAUUUGAUUUUUAA
Molecule: messenger RNA, 1563 nt
Organism: Cynara cardunculus var. scolymus (artichoke)
Lineage: Eukaryota; Viridiplantae; Streptophyta; Magnoliopsida; Asterales; Asteraceae
Product: ent-kaurenoic acid oxidase 2-like
Exons: 7
Coding region: 67-1512 (481 amino acids)
Biological process (GO): multicellular organism development; brassinosteroid biosynthetic process; sterol metabolic process
Molecular function (GO): heme binding; oxidoreductase activity, acting on paired donors, with incorporation or reduction of molecular oxygen; monooxygenase activity
Source: RefSeq, a predicted model, not a curated record